GUACAUCCACAGCAAGGAGAAGCCGUUUAAGUGCAGCGAGUGUGGCAAGGGCUUCUGUCAGAGCCGCACCCUGGCGGUUCACAAGAUCCUUCACAUGGAGGAAUCGCCGCACAAGUGCCCGACUUGUGGCCGGAGCUUCAACCAGCGGAGUAACCUUAAAACGCACUUGCUCACACACACGGACCUCAAGCCUUACAAGUGCGCCUCCUGCAGCGCCGUCUUCAGGAGAAACUGUGAUCUCAGGAGGCACAUGUUAACUCACUCAAUCGGGGGCCACCUGCCUUCCGAUAAAGAUUCUGACGAGAGUAAAAAUAUGAAUCAUCACGAUGUUGAUGUGAGUGCUUCGGGGCCUUCGUCAGGUGGUGCGAUUGCAGUGUGCGACAGAAGAGAAGGGGGCACGGACUUGGAUGACGACGAGGUAGAAGAUGACGCAGAAGAGGACGAUGAAGACGAGGAAAUUGACCCAGGCCGUCCUGAUGACGCCUACUCCUUCUACGAGUCCGAAAAGGUAGAGGACGAAGAGGAAGUGGAGGAGGAACUUGAAGAAGAGGACGACUGUGGCAGUGGUGUGCGGGCGGAAGACGACUCCAAUGACCACCACCACCAUCACGUGUCGAAUCUGCACCAGCAAGAGCUUAACAGGCCAGACAUGCACGGUCAUCCUAGCCACCUCCACACCACUCUCGCACACAACGCACUCCACCAUAAAACACACACACACGUCACUCACGCCCACACCACCCAUGUACAUACCACCCACACGCUUCACGAGCAGCUAACAUCCCACACCCAUGCCUCUCACGCACAUAUCUCGCACAGUAACAACAGUAGAGACUCGGGAAUGUUAGGGCCUCACGGUGCCCCUCCCCCGAGACCCGCCUCACAUCCUCACGCCCACGUCACUCCUCUCUACAGUCACGGCCAUGGCUUCUACUCGAUGGUGGGCGGGUCGGGUCCUCCAGGGCCACAUUAUCGGCCUCCUCACCACGACUUGAAGCGACCCAUUGAGCAGGUGUUGGGGGGUCCUGGGCCCUCAGUAGUUCCUCCACCCCUUCUGCCCAUGCAGGGGCCUGUGCCCAUGGGCGGAGGUGGUAUGGGUGCCGCCCCACGCCCACCAUAUCCGCCUCAUCCUCCAGAAAGGCCAAAGAAAAAAGGGUUCAUGAUCGAUGAUAUUAUGAAUGGAUAGUGUCGGCCAGUGCCAGGUUGGGUCUCCGUAGCCUCACCGUGCACUUGCCCCCUGCAACCUGCAACCUGCAACCGCCGUGAUGGGCGCGUCCUCGUGUCGACGACCCGGUCCACACCGAGUCAGAAUUAUCUUCAGCUCCGUCGCCGCUGUUGGGCCUUAUUUCAGAGAGACGCGAUAUCAUUAACUCUCAGACACCUUCAUGUGCCCAAUGGCGUAAUAGCAACGGGUUCUCAAAGGUAAUUAACACUUUUUUUCUUUCUUCGGACAAGAAAUGAGAAGAUUACGAGAACGAGUGAACCGCCAUAGCCUCGGUUCUUGGGUUGACGCUAGCCUAACGUAGAAUGGUAAUGGAAACUGAAUGCGGCCAUUAGUUCUGAAUGCUGCAAUGCAAUGUGAACGGGAUGUGGGUAUUGUAAACGAGGCCGAAGAUAUUAAAUGCUGCAGGAAAUCGUGAAUGCAACUGGGCAUUCUUAGCAUGGCCUGAGAGAGCAUGAAUGCAGUGUGUGAAUCUUAGCGUUGUUGAAGAUUCUGAACACUAAUGCGUAUUCUGAACAAAGACAGGCACACUGAACGCGGUCAGAAACUUCUAACGCGACCUUAGAGGGUCGGAACAGUCAAAGAAAUCUUGUUUACAGGGUCUUUGCCACAGAUUAAUUUAUGUAAUAAUUUUCUAAUGUGAGAUUUUUUCUAUAAGGUUUUUCACUAUUUGUAUCUUUUUAAAAUGUAAACCUAUAAUUUUUGUGUACAUAUUUUGUGUAUAUUUGUAAAUAAUGUCUUAAAAAAUAAAAAAAAAGGUUAAUGA
Messenger RNA from Procambarus clarkii (red swamp crayfish), 1988 nucleotides. Its product is annotated as protein bowel. The record is from RefSeq and is a predicted model, not a curated record. Gene Ontology annotation, molecular function: RNA polymerase II transcription regulatory region sequence-specific DNA binding; DNA-binding transcription factor activity, RNA polymerase II-specific. Gene Ontology annotation, cellular component: nucleus. Gene Ontology annotation, biological process: embryonic pattern specification; embryo development; regulation of transcription by RNA polymerase II. Lineage: Eukaryota; Metazoa; Arthropoda; Malacostraca; Decapoda; Cambaridae.